GGUUAAGUAUUGUUAUAGUAUGAAGAAAAAAAACAAAAUCUGCCUUUCAUCUCUUUUCAUCACAGUACCCAACCCGGUAGUACUGGAAGAGAGUGACUCUACUGUGAACUCAGUUAGUGCAACAUGGAUGAAACCUACAGGAGAAGUUAGCAGUUAUGAUAUCGAGUGUAGUCUUGGAGAUGUGAUGGGCCCGCUAGACCAGUCUGGUAAUGGUCCUUUCUUAGCAUCCUGUGAAAAUCUUACAACUCCAGGAGAUCAAUACACAAUGAAUGUUGCCAGUAUCAGCAAUGGAAAGAGAUCAGAUGAAACAACUAUUACCUUGACAGCAUUACCAAACUCGGUAGUACUGAAUGAGAGUGUCUCUACUGUGAACUCAGUUAGUGCAACAUGGAUGAAACCUACAGGAGAAGUUAGCAGUUAUGAUAUCGAGUGUAGUCUUGGAGAUGUGGUGGGCCCGCCAGACCAGUCUGGUAAUGGUACUUUCUCAGCGUCCUGUGAAAAUCUUACAACUCCAGGAGAUCAAUACACAAUGAAUGUUGCCAGUAUCAGCAAUGGAAAGAGAUCAGAUGAAACAACCAUUACCUUGACAGCAUGUAAGUUGAAACUGGAAAAAAUAAACAAAGACAUUUCUUGA
Messenger RNA from Lytechinus variegatus (green sea urchin), 634 nucleotides. RefSeq lists its product as uncharacterized. The transcript has 2 exons. Gene Ontology annotation, molecular function: protein binding. Lineage: Eukaryota; Metazoa; Echinodermata; Echinoidea; Temnopleuroida; Toxopneustidae. The coding region runs from base 20 to 634 and encodes 204 amino acids. The record is from RefSeq and is a predicted model, not a curated record.